CAUGGGUGAGCUCUCUUUCUAUGGGAAUGGUCUUCUUCUGCUCUCCAAUAGUCAGUAUAUUCACAGACCUGUUUGGUUGUCGAAAAGUAGCUGUUAUUGGAGCUGCAGUAGGGUUUGCUGGACUCCUUUCAAGUUCUUUUGUAAGCACCAUUGAGCCUCUAUAUUUCACCUACGGGAUCGUAUUUGCCUGCGGCUGCUCCUUUGCAUACCAGCCAUCCCUGGUCAUUCUUGGGCACUACUUCAAGAAGCGCCUUGGGCUGGUGAAUGGCAUUGUCACCGCAGGCAGCAGCUUGUUCACUGUGUCCCUGCCCUUCGUCUUGAGAGUCUCCCUCGACUCUGUCGGCCUGUACAACACCCUGCGGGUCCUCUGCAUCCUUAUGUUUGUUCUGUUCCUGGCUGGCUUCACAUACAAACCCCUUGUUUCCAACACCAAAGACAAGGAGGGAGGAAAAAAGGGAAAGUUCAGAUUUCCUCCUGACAAAAAGAUUUGCAAUUUCUCUGUUUUCAAAGUUCUCAGUUACCGAAUCUGGGCUUUUGGGAUCCCAGCUGCACUGUUUGGAUACUUUGUGCCUUAUGUUCACUUGAUGAAGCAUGUAAAAGACAGAUUUGGUGACGAAGUGCCAGAAGAAGUGCUUCUGCUGUGUCUGGGCAUUACUUCAGGAGUUGGCAGAUUGGUCUUUGGCAGAGUUGCAGAUUAUAUUCCUGGUGCAAAAAAAGUUUAUUUGCAGGUUGCCUCAUUCUUCUUUAUUGGUCUGAUGUCAAUGAUGAUUCCUCUGUGCCACGUCUUUGGAGGUCUCAUUGCCGUCUGUCUCUUCAUGGGCCUCUUUGAUGGGUGCUUCAUUUGCAUCAUGGCUCCCAUUGCCUUUGAGCUCGUUGGGCCUCAGGAUGUCUCCCAGGCCAUAGGAUUUCUGCUAGGACUCAUGUCAAUACCUAUGACAGUUGGUCCACCCAUUGCAGGUUUGCUGCGUGAUCACCUUGGCACCUACGAUGUAGCAUUCUACCUGGCCGGAGUCCCUCCCCUGAUUGGCGGAGCUAUAUUAUGCUUCAUCCCCUGGGUGCACGAACGGCACAAGUUAAAAGAGAGAGCAAAACCUGUUGAUGGAGAAACUACUGAGAAAAUGCUGGAAAACGAAAGCCCUCUGGUGUUGGACACUACAGAAAAGCCAGUCAAAGAAAUGGAAUCUUCUUGCUGAUGCUUUCUUUUCCUGUACCAGCCCGACCUCUUCCUGCUGAAGCUACAUUUAUACUUUUUGGCUGAAGAUACUACAUGAUACUAAAGAAGUUUUGAACUAUUGCUCAAAUUGCAAACUUCUUAUUGCUCUAAGAAUAUUUUAUACCAUUGAACUUAUUUUGAUGAGUUGUUAACUUUGAUUUCAUGCCACAUUUUCAAGGUAUUUGAAGUUUUGUAGCAUUAGUGUGUACGUGAAUAGUGAUUCUGUGUAUGAAGAGAGUAUUUUUCUAAUUCAUCAGAACCUUUUUCUAGAAGCGUGAAAGCUGUUUUUGGUCCACUGCCCCAAGAUUCUUCAGUAACUCUUAUGGUCCAUCCAAAGCAGGCACCCCCGUGGGUGGUUAUACUGGAAAAUGUAGUAGCUCUUAUGACCGAUCUGUUUUUUGAAGUUUCUGAUGCUGCUUUAGUCUUUUACAAUUCUAUAUCAUGA
This is a messenger RNA of Mesitornis unicolor (brown roatelo), 1658 nucleotides long. RefSeq names its product solute carrier family 16 (aromatic amino acid transporter), member 10 (gene SLC16A10). The transcript has 5 exons. Lineage: Eukaryota; Metazoa; Chordata; Aves; Mesitornithiformes; Mesitornithidae. Gene Ontology annotation, molecular function: monocarboxylic acid transmembrane transporter activity. Gene Ontology annotation, biological process: transmembrane transport. The annotation marks the transcript as partial. The record is from RefSeq and is a predicted model, not a curated record.